AUGAAUGGCCAUGAAGAGCAGAAAGGGGAGAGGAUAGAUCGGGCGCUCGAGAGCGGGAAGACGUUCUUGUCCGUAUUGGAGAUCCUGACCGACGGCGUCAUCGUCUGCGAACCCCUCAACGUCGCCGUCAAGCUCUCGAAGGGACUGCUCGAGGCCGUCGAGAAAGCGCGGAAGAACCGACAGGACUGCAAGAAACUCGCCCACGACACGUUCAAGUUGAUGUUCAUCAUCGUGGAGGUUUUGAAGGGGAAGACUGACGAAGACGUGCCCGAUCAUCUCAAGCUUCGUCUAAAAGAUGUGACUGAUGUUCUGCUGCAAGUCAAAGACGGUCUUGAACAACUCAAACUCAACAAAAACUUCUCGUUUGUAUCGCUGUGCAAGGCGCUUCGGAGGCGUAACUUGGUGGCGGAGGAGAUAUCAGGAUACCGAGAUCAGAUUAAUGCGUGUCUACAACGUUUCCAGUUCGCCGUCACUAACAAUCUUGUCCUGGCCCAACAAGCAGGUUUUAUGGCUCAGCAAGCAGGUUUUGCGAGGCUCGAGGACAUGAUCCAUAACAUCGGCGGGAACUUCGACACAUUCCCGACCGCUGCCCCCAUCCCGCCGAAUCCUCCUAUAUCAUCCCUCAAACCUCCGCUUUACUUCUUCGGACGGGACGACCUCGUGAACGACCUGGUCAGCAAACUUGCCGGGACGACCCAGCAUCACGUCGCCCUCCUCGGCACUGGUGGCAUCGGGAAGACCUCUGUCGCGCAGGCCGUCAUAGACCACGAAAGCGUCAAGUCAAAGCAUCGCUGUUGCUUCAUCCGCUGCGAUCCUAUCCUCACCGCCCCGUCACUCGUUUCUGCCAUCCACCAGGGUAUCUCAAGCGGAAAUGCUCCGCAAGAUGGUGAUCUGGUCGCCAAACUUGAAUCGACCUUGCGAGCUGUUGGCCCGGCCAUCCUCGUCCUGGACAAUUUCGAGAGUCCGUGGGACGCUGGAGGGACCCGAGGGGAUCUCGGUGACGUGCUCCGCACGCUGACCUCCUUGCCGAAUGUGCAGGUGAUAGUGACCAUGCGAGGCGAUUCCCCGCCGGCAAAGGACAAGGUUCAUUGGUCGCCCGUAUCUCUUGAACCUCUGUCGUCUAGCUCUGCAAAGCAGUUGUUCCUUUCAGUGAAUCCGGAUACCACGGAAGAGGAGCAUCGCGACCUCGAUCGCCUCCUCGAGCAGUGCGACGGCCUACCUUUAGCCAUCAAACUGCUCGCCAACGUGAAGGGGACGUUCGCUUGCUCCAUCCUCCUUCAGCAAUGGGAGAAGCGGUCCACUUCCUUGCUCAAGGACGAGCACCAGUCUCCCACACGCCUCACCAGUUUAGACGUUUCCAUUUCUUUGUCCCUCAAUUCUACGAUGAUGAAAAGUGUUCCGGAAGCUAUGGAGCUGUUGGCCGUGAUUUGCCGACUCCCCGAUGGCAUAAAAGGCGGAGUUCAGCAGCUCCUUGACAUGGACCUCGGGCUGGAAGACGUGGUUGGUGCUCUUGCGGCGAUCCUUUCAGCUGCAUUGGUAUUCAGGGGUCCCGACGGCAGCAUCCAAGUGCUGUCACCCAUUCGUCAAUACGUCAUGGCACAUCAUGUCCUUGCAAAGCCACAGUCGGAAGCACUGGUGCGUUAUUACGUUGAUCUGGUCAACGAACACGCCGACAAAGAGCCUGGGGACGAUGGAUUCAAGCAUGCCUACGACAUUCUCACGCCCGAGAUGGGUAACAUCAUCUUCCUGUUCAAGGAGGAACUUGACCCGAUCAAGGGCAAUCCUCAAGCCGUCGCCCGAGCAGCUUUCAAGUUCACUGUUUUUCAAUACUGGCCACGGCCCUCGACCGAGCUCAUCGAUGCAUUACUAGGGAAUUGGCGAGAAAAUGAUACGGGCGCUUCACAUGCUGACGGCUUGACUCGCCGGGCAGAGCUGUUGAUGCGGAUGAACAAGUAUCCGCCAGCGCAAAGUGACCUUGAAGCUGCCCUACAGGAGUCUAACCUGGCCGGCGAUCAGGCGGCAGUGGCGCGUUGUCAGCAUGAUUUGGGCGAGAUCCAUCGCAUGCGCUACGAGCACGACCAGGCGAUCGAGAAGCUCACUCGGGCUCUCGAGGUGUUCUCCGAGAUCGGAGACCGGCUCGGGGCAGCGCAAUGCCAGGAAAGCUUGGGCAACAUCCAUCGCAUGCGCUACGAGCACGACCAGGCGAUCGAGAAGCUCACUCGGGCUCUCGAGGUGUUCUCCGAGAUCGGAGACUGGCUCGGGGUAGCACAAUGCCUGAAAAGCUUGGGCAACAUCCAUCUCGUGCGCCACGAGCACGACGAGGCGAUCGAGAAGCUCACUCGGGCUCUCGAGGCGUUCUCCGAGAUCGGAUACCGGCUCGGGGCAGCGCGAUGUCAGCAAAGCUUGGGCAACAUCCAUCUCGUGCGCCACGAGCACGACGAGGCGAUCGAGAAGCUCACUCGGGCUCUCGAGGCGUUCUCCGAGAUUGGAGACCGGCUCGGGGCAGCGCAAUGUCAGCAAAGCUUGGGCGACAUCCAUGGCAUGCGCGACGAGCACGACCAGGCGAUCGAGAAGCUCACUCGGGCUCUCGAGGUGUUCUCUGAGAUUGGAUACCGGCUCGGGGCAGCGCGAUGUCAGCAAAGCUUGGGCAACAUCCAUCGAAUCCAUCAGCGAUAUGAUGCAGCCAGAAGUAAUAUUCAAAAUGCCCUCCGACUUGCUUCAGACAUCGCAGAUCGCCACGGGAUUGCGUGGUGCCGUAUUCACAUGGGCCUGCUUGACCGUGAUUUACAAAACUUCACUGAGGCCGCCGAGAACAUCAAGGCUGCUCGAUCGCUGCUGGAGGGGAUUGGACAGAAGGGUUACGCGGAGUACUGCUCGGAACUUCUGCUUGAGAUGCAGAACACUACGAAGGUUCCCACCAAACAGUUGUUGAUGCAGACACCCACGUAG
Messenger RNA from Punctularia strigosozonata HHB-11173 SS5, 2949 nucleotides. RefSeq lists its product as uncharacterized. Gene Ontology annotation, molecular function: ATP hydrolysis activity; protein binding. Bases 1 to 2949 code for a protein of 982 amino acids. Gene Ontology annotation, biological process: cell surface receptor signaling pathway. Lineage: Eukaryota; Fungi; Basidiomycota; Agaricomycetes; Corticiales; Punctulariaceae. The record is from RefSeq and is a predicted model, not a curated record. The transcript has 7 exons.